AUGUAAUAAAGUGCAAUAGCAGGUCCUGCAGUAAUGAAAUAUAAAAUAGUAUUUUUAGGUGAUUAAUCAGUUGGAAAAACAUCAAUAAUAAAUCGUUUUAUAUACGAUAAUUUUACAGGAAGUGAAUAGCCAACAGUCGGAAUAGAUUUUAUAUGUAAAACAAUAUAAUUAGAUAAUAAAACAUUAAGACUAUAAUUAUGGGAUACUGCCGGAUAAGAACGUUUUAAAAGUUUGAUUCCAAGUUAUAUUAGAGAUUCUAAUGCAGCAAUAAUAGUAUAUGAUGUUACAAAUUAAUCUUCAUUUAAUAAUUUAAGUAAAUGGAUAGAAGAAGUUAAAGAAGAAAGAGGAAAUGAUGCUUUAAUUUUUGUUUUAGGAAAUAAAUCAGAUUUAGAAGAUACAAAAAAUUAAUAAGAAGAGUUUAAUUAAAGUUUAAAAUAAUUCAAUUUAAGUGUUUAAAAAGUUUCAGCAAAGUCAGGUAAUAAUAUAGGAAAUUUUUUUAAAUAAUUAGCUGAAGCACUAAGUGGAGGUUAAUAAAUUGAUAAUAAGGGUGGAUAAAAAAUAUAAUAAAAUUAAGGAUAAUAAUAAAAUAUAUAAUUAUAAUCAAAAGAAUAAUAAGAAAAAGAUAAUUUAGAUAAAAAAAAGGGAUGUUGUUGA
Molecule: messenger RNA, 654 nt
Organism: Ichthyophthirius multifiliis
Lineage: Eukaryota; Ciliophora; Oligohymenophorea; Hymenostomatida
Product: Ras family protein, putative
Exons: 4
Molecular function (GO): GTPase activity; GTP binding
Source: RefSeq, a predicted model, not a curated record